Messenger RNA from Linum tenue, 194 nucleotides. Lineage: Eukaryota; Viridiplantae; Streptophyta; Magnoliopsida; Malpighiales; Linaceae. The record is from the annotation of a GenBank genome assembly.
AACAAGAACACCGGGUUUAACGUGGUUUCCCUGAUCAACAGGACUAGUCCACGGGAGAGCAAGCUCUCCAAGUCAAUCUUAUUCUCCUUGUUUACCAGCAUACACGAGCCAUAUACAUAUAUAUAGAGGAAUCAUAAACCCUAAAGACUAAGGUCUUAAUUUGUACAAUUACAUUUUUGGUACUUAUAUUUUCA